AUUUCAAUUUCUUUAUAAAUUUAUGGAUCACUAUUUUUUUGUAUUACUGGCAACCGAGUAAAAAAAAAGGACAAAACCGGGAAAAAAUAGCACAAAUGCUAUGAGAUCUAAUAAUGUCACAAUCAAUGCUAUAUUCUUAAUUUUGUUCACAAAUAUGUCUAUUUGGCCAAUAAGCCCUAAAAAAAAUUCAUAGGACAAUUUUUUCUUUUUUUAUUUUAUUUAUAUAAUAUAAAAGGUAUGGUAAAUCGUAAGUCUCACCAAAACCCACCAUUUUCCGGUUAUUCAAAGUCAUCGGUUCGCACUACACCAUGAGUGACCUCCCUCCAUACCCGCCGCUCGAUCCCACCACUUACGACCUCAUCAUCGUCGGCACCGGAAUCUCCGAAUCAAUCCUCUCCGCCGCCGCCGCCUCCUCCUCCUCAAACACCUCAGUUCUCCACCUCGACCCCAACCCCUUCUACGGCUCCCACUUCGCAUCCCUCUCCCUCCCCGAUCUCACUUCCUUCCUCCACUCCUCCUCCUCCCUCUCUCCUCCACCACCUCCUUCAUCACACGAUCACAACUUCCUCUCCGUGAAUCUCGUCAACCGAUCCUUAUACUCCUCCGUCGAGAUCACAACCUUCGACUCCUCGAUCCACGAAGAUCACGACUCGAGGAAGUUCAACGUUGACUUGUGUGGUCCUAGGGUUAACUUCUGCGCGGAUGAAUCGAUUAACUUAAUGUUGAAAUCGGGAUCUAAUAAUUACGUUGAGUUUAAGAGCGUUGAUGCGAGCUUCGUUGGUGACUCGAGUGGAGAGUUACGGAAUGUUCCGGAUUCGAGAAGUGCGAUUUUUAAGGAUAAGAGUUUGGAUCUGAUGGAGAAGAAGGAGUUGAUGACGUUUUUUAAACUUGUUCAAGCUCACUUGGCUGACGUGGCGACGGUUAGGAUUAAUGAGGAGGAUUUGGAGAGUCCGUUUAUUGAGUUCUUGGAUAAGAUGGAGUUGCCUCCCAAAAUUAAAUCGAUCAUUUUGUAUGGCAUUGCGAUGUUAGAUUAUGAUCAAGAGAAUGAGGAAGCUUGUGGAGGUUUACUCAAGACUAGAGAAGGGAUAGCUCGAUUGGCUUUGUACAUUACAUCUAUUGGCAGGUUUUCAAAUGCACUUGGGGCGUUGAUAUAUCCUAUUUAUGGACAAGGAGAGAUUCCACAAGGCUUUUGUCGUAGAGCUGCCGUCAAAGGAUGCAUCUAUGUUCUCCGGAUGCCUAUUACUGCUCUGCUUUUAGACAAGGAAACUGGGGGUUACAAAGGGGUUAGACUAGCUACGGGUCAAGAGAUAUUCAGUCAAAAGUUGAUUUUGGAUCCAUGUAUUACUGUUGAAUCAAAGUCAAUGUCGUCAUUGACUGAUCAGCAGAAAGAAACUCUUCGUGUUAUUAUCCCAAAGGCGAUAAGCAGUAAUGGGAAAAUAGCUAGAGGAAUUUGUAUCAUUAGAGGUUCUGUGAAAGCUGAUGUAUCAAACGCUCUUGUCGUAUAUCCACCUAAAUCUUUGUUUCCUGAACAGUUAGCUGCGAUUCGGGUUCUGCAGCUUGGUAGUGGUUUAGCGGUUUGUCCAGCUGACAUGCAUGUAUUAUAUCUUUCAACUGUGUGUGACAACGAUGAUCAAGGGAAAACUGCACUGUUAUCAGCCAUGAGUACUCUCAUUAGACCGCAGGUUCCUGAGAGUCUUCAAAGCGAUCCUGUAGUUGAGAAUGAUACUGCUGAAGCAAAACCUGUUGUACUCUGGAGAGCACUGUACGUGCAGGAACUGGUCAAGGGUGAAUUUGGAGGUAGUAUCAGUUCCGCGUCUAGUCCAGAUGGAAAUUUGAACUACAAUGAGAUUGUAAAAUCAGCCAUAAAGCUGUAUGAACAACUCAUGGGGAGUGGAGAAUUAUUUAAAGAAGACAACCCGACGGAGGAAAACGAUGGAGGUGCUGAAAACGAAGAUUGAUGAAUGAUAACAUUUUUUUCAUUAUGUGAUGAGUUUAUCAUAUGUUGUCUUUUGACAUGUAGUAUGUCAAUUUUUCACAGUUCUCUUUUCACAUGUAUUUUGCCAUACAGGAAGAAAAUACAAGAAGUGCAAAUAUAUAAAUUUUGAGAAAAACUUAGAUCUUAAAAACACAUUUGUAACAUAACCAAUUAGUCAUUUUGUAUUUCUGAAUAGAGGGAUAGAGAUGUG
Messenger RNA from Eruca vesicaria subsp. sativa (arugula), 2186 nucleotides. The record is from the annotation of a GenBank genome assembly. Lineage: Eukaryota; Viridiplantae; Streptophyta; Magnoliopsida; Brassicales; Brassicaceae.